AAUCCUCACAAACAGAGAGCCACCAUUUUAGAUCGAGCACAAGAACUGAAACAUUUUAUCCCUGGAUUUAAACAUGGCCAACACUUUGCUGGGCUUAUUACUUCCCAGUUUACUCCUCUGCUGUGGAAAGUCUACAGCAGCACUAAAGUCCAUCCUCACUGUGUCUCCAUCAUGGCUGAGUCCUGGAGCCUCAGUAAAUCUGAGCUGUGAGGUUAAACCUUCAUCACCUGCAGGAUGGAGGUUCUACUGGUAUAAAGCUGUUCCUGAUUUAUCAAAGAACAGCUACAGAUAUGAUCCACUGCCUGGUAGCAUCAGUGAAACUGUAAAGAACUCCUCCAUCAUUCAUGGACAGAAACAAACAGCAGGAUUUACAUGUAGAGCUGGAAGAAGAAACCCAGAAGAUUUCACUGAAUACAGUGAACCAAAGUUUAUCUGGUCUGCAGAUUCUCAUCCAGCAGCGUCUCUCACAGUGAGUCCAAACAAAGAGAAACUUUUUACUAUUGAUGAAAUUAAACUGAACUGUGAAGGAAGCUCUGCUGACUGGAGAGUGAGGAGAUUUAAAGAAUCAUACUAUGAGCCAGAUUUAUCACACUGCUCCAACUGGGGAACAAUGACUGGAUCCUCAUGUACCUUCAUGAGUCCCCACUACCACAGAGCAGUGUACUGGUGUGAGUCUGGAUCAGGAGAGUUCAGCAAUGCAGUCAACAUCACUAUAUACCCACCAGAUUCAGUCCUCACUGUGUCUCCAUCAUGGCUGAAUCCUGGAAUCUCAGUGACUCUGAGCUGUGAGGUUAAACCUUCAUCUGCAGGAUGGAGGUUCUACUGGUACAAAGCUGUUCCUGAUUUAUCAAAGAACAGCUACAGAUAUGAGCUUCUGCCUGGUAGCAUCAAUGGGACUGUAGAGAACUACUUCAUCAUUCAUGGACAGAAACAAACAGCAGGAUAUUUAUGUAGAGCUGGAAGAGGAAACCCAGAGGUUUUUGCAUUUUAUAGUUAUCCAAAGUUCAUCUGGUCUGCAGAUCCUCAUCCAGCAGCGACUCUCUCAGUGAGUCCUGACAGAGAGCAACACUUCACCUCUGAGUCUGUGACUCUGACCUGUGGAGGAAACUCUACUGAGUGGAGAGCGAAGGAGUUCACAGAAUCAGGUCAUCUGUUCUACAUUGAUAACUGCUCCCCCUUGGGGACAAUGACUGGAUCCUCAUGUACCUUCAACAGAACAUGGACCCAUAAAUUAGUUGUCUGGUGUGAAUCCAGAUCAGGAGAGUUCAGCAAUGCAGUCAACAUCACUUUUCAAUAUGAAGAUCUUCUCCUGGUGAGCCCCGUCCAUCCUGUGACUGAAGGAGCUUCUGUUACUCUGAGCUGCAGACGGAGAGGAGAAAACAAACUUUCUGAUGUGAUUUUCUAUCAUAAUGACAAACUGAUCCAAAAUGACAGCAGAGGAGAGCUGAAGAUCUCUGCAGUGUCUCAGUCAGAUGAAGGUUUCUACAAGUGUGAACAUUCAGGAGAAGUUUCACCUCAGAGCUGGAUGGGAGUUAAAGCUGGUUCAAAACAGAGCAGCUCUUCAUUUCCUGUCAUUUGGGUCGUUGGAUCGGUUUGUGGUGUCGUCCUCGUUGUCCUCCUGCUGCUUCUGUGUUGCUUCAUAAAGUUCAAAGAUCAUUUUUGCCUCAGGUUGGUCCGGUCAGAGAGCAGAGGUCGUGGCUCCCGCACAAAUCACACAGUCAGCCAAUCUGAAGCUAAUGAGUACAGCUCUCCUCUACAUGGAACAUCUAACUUGUAUGACUCAGUGAGACCCUCUGAAGACCCUGUAAAUGAUGCAAACGAACACCAGCACAUCACCUACUCUCUCCUUGAAUUUAAAAACUCUGGAAACAAGAGGGGCCAUCGUGAACCACAGGAGGGCGCCGUUUAUGCUGAUGUGAGAGCAGGAGCUGCAGGAAGCUCCAGUCCAGCAGCAGCCGAUGCAGCCGUUUACUCUGAAGUUAAAUCUGGACACUGAUGAUCUUUACUUUAGAUAUCUCUGGGUACAUAUUUUAAAAUGUUUUCAAUUGAGAUAUAAUGUAAAUAAUAUGCCAAGAUAUAGUUGAGCUAUAAUUUAAUAUUUGGUCAAGUGAGUUAUGUAAUAUUCCAGAGUUAAAGAAAUUGCCUCCCAGAUAUAAGUUGUGAAAAUGACAAAACGCAAACAUGGUAAAAUGUGAUGGAUCUCAAGAUGGCUACAAUUACUUCACAGAAAUAGCUUUUUAUUAUUUAUUUUCAUGAAAGGUAUAUUUAUGCCUAAGGUUAAGUAAAUCAAACACCAUAAAAUAAUCAGAUUUACAGAUAAACAGCAGUGAGAAAAUGAAUUUUGUAUUACAAACAUUAGAGAUGUGUUUUAGUUUUAAGUGAACAAAGAGCAACAAAAACAAAUAGAAAUGACAUCAGAGCUAACAGAGCUA
Poecilia reticulata (guppy) is the source of this 2432-nucleotide messenger RNA. RefSeq lists its product as uncharacterized. Lineage: Eukaryota; Metazoa; Chordata; Actinopteri; Cyprinodontiformes; Poeciliidae. Gene Ontology annotation, biological process: immune response; cell surface receptor signaling pathway. The record is from RefSeq and is a predicted model, not a curated record. Gene Ontology annotation, molecular function: transmembrane signaling receptor activity. Gene Ontology annotation, cellular component: external side of plasma membrane.